Molecule: messenger RNA, 2068 nt
Organism: Phragmites australis (common reed)
Lineage: Eukaryota; Viridiplantae; Streptophyta; Magnoliopsida; Poales; Poaceae
Exons: 1
Coding region: 44-1552 (502 amino acids)
Source: RefSeq, a predicted model, not a curated record
AUUUCCUGAGCAGGGAAGGAAUGCUACAAAUGCUUGAAUCCUAAUGGCGGAGAUGGUCAGUUCUGCGGUUGUCCAGGAGACAGUUAGCCAAAUCCUAUCCGGUCUUGUUUGCAAGUAUGAGGGGAAAGAGAAAUCAAAUGCAAAUGAAAACUUGGAGAGGCUGGAGAUGGCGCACAUCAAGUUGGAGGCUGCUCUUGAGAUAUCCAAUAAGUGGUUGAUCACCGACGCAUCGUUGUUGCGUUGGGGCAAGAAGCUGAAACGUGCUGCUCAAGAGUGCAACGACACACUGCACAGAUGCAAGCAGAGAAUCAUAGAAGAAGAGCAGAUGGAAAAGGAAGUGAGUACAUCUUCCUUUCCUAAACGUAUAGCACAUACUACCAAGUCAUUUGUUUUCUCCAUGUUUAGCCGCAACAACGACGAGUUGAGCAGAUCCAUUGUUCGAAGAUUUGAGUGGUUUGCAGAUGGUGCUAGUGAGUUUCUGAGAUUUAUAGAGCUUGGUGGCACACCACGCCGUCACAUGCCCUUCAACUCCCUCAUCAAGCACCUUUUUGCUGGCGAGGAACUACAUCAUAAAAUCGUUCGGGGAAACGAGUACCCUUUGUUUCUACUAUCGGUGGUGCCCUUCAGUACCGCAGAGCAUGGAAUAGAGGCAAGCCUGAUAUUUAUCCAGAAAGACAGCAAUGCACCGGAGAAUAACUUUUUCCUUAGUGUAAUGCUACAGCUUUCAGAAUCUACAGACAUUGUUGGGAUCACAAUUGAGUGCUUGAAGUUGUAUAGCCCUCAUUUCAAGUCUACAGUUGAAAUUAUUAAGAAAGAACUUACUCGACUACCUAUGCAGGACUUAUCAUGGGUGCCAUAUGUUGAUUCAUGUCAAAGAAAGCAUUGGGACAAUUUGCAUAGCUUUAGCAGUCAAUGGUUUCGCCCAAACCCAUUAUGUUGCAUGCAGCAUGAUCAGCACAAGCUUUGUCGUAGUACCAAGUUAGACACAUCAGGAUUACCAGGUGUUUCUCUAGAACCAAUUAUUGAAGUGAAUUUGCAGUGCCAAGUCUCGCUGUCUGAGUACAACAAACAGAGGACCUCAUUGUCUGAAUGCAAAACUUCUCUGCAAGAUUCUCCGCAUCUGAAAGCUGGACUCCUCUUUACGCCCCAUGGCUAUUUAGAAGACAUGGCUGCGGAUAGAAGUUCUGCAAUAGCAGUGACCUAUGGCAAGGAGCAACAUGGCUUGCGUACAGAGAGUACUUUGCGACAACUAGAAGAGAUCAUGCUGCCAAAGGCAGUAGAUUACUUCUGCCAGAACACCGAAGCAACGGUCUACCAAAUGCUUUGGAAGUCUAGACAUGGCUGUGUAUACAUUCAGGUUGAGAAGGAGACCAUGAGCACACGGAGAACUUUUGGGGGAGCUAGGAAAAGAAAGCUGUUUCAACGACAAGAUCAGAAGCUUGGAAAUGGGACAGAUGUGAUCUGUCACUUCCUCGACUUAUGGGCUGCACAUGUGCCCAUCCGGCUGCGAGGCUCGAUCGUGGACUGGAUUCGGAAAGAAAAAGGAAAGUGAGUUAGCAGCACCACCGCUCCACCUGAAUUCUGAAUCAUGCAUGUCACAUGGAUCGAUAAGGGAAACCGGGAGAAAUUGAAGAAUGGAAAUGGAAUGUUCUUGGGAACAGAUCAAAUAUCGGAGUUGCUAUUCAUGACUGAGGACAAAUCGGUUAGAACAUCAAAGUGUGGAUAUUCUCAAAGCAAGAAUUUUGGGUGAAAUGCUCGGAGUACAGGGGCAAUAGGAGCAAAGCUACAUCAUCAAGGUUGUCAGUUACAUACCAAUGAUCUGUGUCCUGUUGAUCGUAGUGAAGAAGUAUAUUUGUUCUACAUUAGGAAUUUGUGCAAGUGUAACACGCACUCUUUUUUUGUAGGUUCUUAAUGUGUUUUUCAUAUGGUGUUUUUUUUUCUCACCACCUGAUCAUAUGCUCGGAAUUACAUGGUUCUUUUUUACUGGAAAAAGUUACAUGGUUCUUUUUUACUGGAAAAAGUUACAUGGUUUUCUUUACUAUGAAUUAAUGUAGACUAUGUUUACUUA